AUGGACUCCAUCAUUGCUCAGAUCCGAGUUCUUGCCCAAACCACCGAUGAAGCUGGUCGGUUGGACAUGAUUCAGUCCCUCACACGAUUGAAAAUUGAGCUUCAAUCUCCAAAAGAUGUCAUAAUGGAACUGGCAGUACCGGGAUCGACGAGUGCGAUGCUCCGAAUUUGUGCAGAUCUGGGACUCCUUCGCUCUCUCGCGAGAAGUGAUGCACCCUUGACUGUCACGCAAAUUGCGGAGCUGACUGGAGCGUCUCCUCUAUUACUAGAGAGGAUUCUUCGGUACCUAGCCGUAACAGACAUGAUUCAAGAGACGGGGGUCAAUGAAUAUACUGCAAAUAAGGUCACCCAUGUCUUGGCUGAUCCUAAGGGCGAGGCCAUGAUAUACCACGGAUACGACACGAUGGGACCUGUGUUGUAA
This is a messenger RNA of Penicillium psychrosexuale, 420 nucleotides long. RefSeq lists its product as uncharacterized. The transcript has 4 exons. Lineage: Eukaryota; Fungi; Ascomycota; Eurotiomycetes; Eurotiales; Aspergillaceae. The record is from RefSeq and is a predicted model, not a curated record. Bases 1 to 420 code for a protein of 139 amino acids. Gene Ontology annotation, molecular function: methyltransferase activity.